GUCACUAGCCGAGCUUUCCUUUUCGGGAGUCCCCGGUACACAUCCUGUGUCCAUGUUUGGGCAUUUACGUCACGGCGGCAGGACCGGGGCCUCCCGAAAUGGCAGUGGCCCGGGGAGUCGGAAGCCCGAAGCCAGCGCCGCCGCAGCUAUAUAAGUGGGGGGGCUGUUGGUUGGGGGAGCCCGACUGCGCUUUGGAGAGGCGAGGAGCCGCCGCCCGAGGCCGGCGCGGGCGAGUGAGGACGCCGCAGACCCCAAACCCUUUUCCAAGAGGUGAGCGCUCGAAGCCAGGAGCUCGGGCGCCCGGGUCUGCGCGUUGCCGCGGGGCGCCCCGACCGCCGGCCUCCCCGCAACCUGCACGCGCCCAGGCCCAGCGGGCGAGGCCCCCGGUGCCCCGCAGCCGCCGCCGCGCCAUGCUCCACCUUGGCGAGCUUUCCGGCCCCGACGCGCUGCAGGGCAAGUCCACCGAAGGCUGUUGCGUCGAACGCUGCACUGAACUGCCCCGGCUGCCCGCCAGGGACGCUCCCGCGGCCGCUGGCUAUUCUGGAGCAGGCGACUUCUUGAGCUGGGCUUUGAGCAGCUGCGGCACCGGGGGGGAGUUAGCCGACUCCUGCUUCCUCGAGGGUCCUGCGCCCACGCCCCCUCCGGGCCUCAGCUACAGCGGUAGCUUCUUCAUUCAGGCAGUACCGGAACACCCGCACGACCCAGAGGCACUCUUUAACCUCAUGUCGGGCAUCCUAGGCCUGGCACCCUUCCCCAGCCCUGAGGCGACAGCUUCCAGAUCCCCGCUGGAUGCCCCGUUUCCCGCGGGCCCCGACGCCUUGCUCUCGGGUCCGCCGGACCUUUACUCCCAGGAUCUGAGCGCGGCCACCUUCUCAGAGGCGUUUUGGGAGGCUUCGCCUGCGGCUGGCGCCCCCUCGCAGUGCGUGUAUGAGCCCCAGCUCUCUCCACCCGACGUCAAGCCCGGCCUUCGGGCCCCUCCAGUCUCUCCAGCGCUGGACGCUGCCUCCGUCUUCAAAGGUCCCUACGCACCCUGGGAGCUGCUUUCUGUUGGUGCCCCAGGAAACUGUGGGUCACAGGGAAGCUACCAGGCCGCCCCCGAGGCUCGUUUCCCCUCAAUAGAAACCAAGAUUGAAGACCUGCUGUCCAUCAGCUGCCCUGCUGAGUUGCCGGCCGGCCCAACCAACAGACUCUACCCCACUGGGGCCUACGACGCCUUCUCGCUGGCUCCUGGUGACUUAGGGGCCGAGGGCCUCCCGGGGCUCUUGACCCCUCCUAGCGGGGAGGGAGGGAGUAGCGGCGACGGUGGAGAUUUUCUGGCUGGUACGCAGCCUCAGCUUUCCCCGCUAGGCAUUCGCAGGGUCGCCAGCACGGACUUCCCAAAACCUCUCGUGGCCGAAAUAUCCGGGAGCAGUGGCGUGGCUGCACCGCCUGGGCCGCCGCCCUCAGCCUCUUUCUCCCAAGCCAAGGCGCGGCGCAAGGGGCGCCGGGGCGGCAAGUGCAGCGCACGCUGCUUCUGCCCGCGGCCUCACGCCAAGGCUUUUGCUUGCCCGGUGGAGAGCUGUGUACGGAGCUUUGCGCGCUCCGACGAGCUCAAUCGCCACCUGCGUAUCCACACUGGCCACAAGCCCUUCCAGUGCCGCAUCUGCCUCCGCAACUUCAGCCGCAGCGACCACCUCACCACUCACGUGCGCACCCACACCGGCGAGAAGCCUUUUGCCUGCGACGUGUGUGGCCGUCGCUUCGCGCGCAGCGACGAGAAGAAACGACACAGCAAGGUGCACCUUAAGCAGAAGGCGCGCGCCGAAGAGCGGCUCAAGGGCCUCGGCUUUUACUCGCUGGGUCUUUCCUUUGCUGCAAUGUAAUCAGGAGCCGAGUUUGGAGGUUGGGGCGCCGCCACCUGCUGCGCACAAGAUCUGACCUCACACACACGCACACGCACACGCACACACACACACACGCACACACACACGCUCUUCCCAAUUUUCCCUCGCACGCCCCGGGGCCGGCCUCUUGUCCUGUUUCCAGUUCCCUUUAAACUCCCGCCGAACACGCCCCGUUCAGCACCAGAUGCGUGGAUGGCUCCCGUAGUCCUGGAGCUGUCUCCUUGUCCGCCGAGCUUUGGGGAAAGUCCUCUCAGGCCACCCACUGAGUAGACCCUUCCUUGGGACUCAAGACAGUCUUUUGUAACUGGCACGCGCCCCACAGCCCCCUGUAUAACCCCCCAGAGAUAGGGUGGGGCUGCGCUGAGCCGGUCUCGCGCGGGACUUUGUACAGCAAUGUGUUUCCAGCAGCCAUUGGAUGUAACGUUUUGCUUUGGGGUUAUGUCCUUUUUGUUGUUAAUUUUUGUAAGCAGACGCUACUCUUAAGCAGUUGACAAAACUGUUUAUUUUUGCAAUUAAAGUUGUGCUAAAAGCUUA
Messenger RNA from Heterocephalus glaber (naked mole-rat), 2417 nucleotides. RefSeq names its product early growth response 4 (gene Egr4). NCBI's taxonomy places the organism in Eukaryota, Metazoa, Chordata, Mammalia, Rodentia, Bathyergidae. Gene Ontology annotation, biological process: regulation of transcription by RNA polymerase II. Gene Ontology annotation, molecular function: DNA-binding transcription factor activity, RNA polymerase II-specific; RNA polymerase II cis-regulatory region sequence-specific DNA binding. The record is from RefSeq and is a predicted model, not a curated record.